GCAGGAGCUGUGUCCGGGCCAUACGCGGCUCCACCACUGCGGGGGCCAGGCUGUGUGGACGGGGGAGGGGCCCUGCUCCUGCUCCUGCUGCUGCUGCUGCUGCUGCUGCUGCUAAAAUUGGCAGCGACCUCCAGUUGUUCGACUCGCGGCUGCCGUCCGUCAUCCCGGCGGAGGCUCCGCAGGCGUCCUUGGCCCGAGUUGGACUCUGGGUGUUCGCUCACAUUCGCCAAUAUUUCGGGGUCUAUUGUAGGAACCCAAUGAUGUGACAAUUUCAAAUUGCACAGCCCGAAAAACGCCCAGACGAGACGUACGGCGUCGUGAGACUUCGCUGCCACCCGCAGUGGCACUGUCCAUUUAUAGCUCUCGGUAAAAGGAGCAGGGCGCUCCCAUACAUAGCGUCUGCUCCCAAUGCACAAUCAGCAAACUGUGCUGAUCCAAAACCAGGACUGCCAUAUUUGGCAUGCUAGAGGUUCUUAAAAUCUUGCAGAAACUCAAGGACUUGGAUAUCACGCUAGACAUUCUUGCUGAAACCGGAAUAGGCAAAGCGGUGAACUCCUUGCGCAGACACGAACAGGCUGGAGAAUUGGCCAAGUCGUUGGUUAGAGGUUGGAAAAAACUUCUCCCAAAGGACUGCACGAGCCUCACAGAAGAUGGGGAUGUGUCAGAGGCUUGGUCUGUUAAAGACAAACUCAAAGACCAAGACUGUCCAAAUGCCGGAGCUUUGACAACAGAGGAUUUAAACAAUAACUGCGUGACAUCUCACAGCAAGAGUCAGGAUUCUUCAGACGCGGCCCUCUUCAAAGCGGAGAGUAAGAAAGCUGAUAUGGAGAAACAACAAUGUGAAGAGCAGAAAGGAAAAAAGAAGGAAAAUCCAGAAAGUCAACAAGAAAACCAGCUCAUCUUUCAGAGUGACGUCUUUGAGAAGAAAACUGAAGGGGAUAAAAUGGAUUCAUUUGCAUUCAGGAGGAAGAAAAAUGAUCCGAGUGAGAGAAAAGAAGGAGACGGCAACCCUUUCUUUGGAAACAAUGACCUGGAGGACACGCAUCAGAGAAAAACUUUCAAACUGUCUAAUGUCAGAGAUGGUGAAUCUCCACGUAUAUCCAAGAGCUCACAGGCCCAAAAGAGAAAAAGGAAGAAAACUAGUAAAGAGGGGCAGGAUGGCCUUGAACACAAACAAGAGUCUGAAAAUAAGGGACAUUCAACACACAAAAACAAAAAGGCCAAAAUAAAACACAAAGGCAAGGAAGGUGAGGGUGUCAAAGUGGACACCUCCAAGUCUUUCGAAGCAUACUUGAACUAUGAUGUGAGUGUUUCCAAAAGAAAGGAACGGGGUGGAGCGAAAAAACCUUCCAAAAAAUCCAAGACUGCAGAAAAAGAGGCAGCAACCAAACAUUCUGACAAUAAGCCUCCUGUGACGUCUGAAAAUGUCAGUCCUCCAAAACAGAGAUUUCAGGAAUCUUUCAUGGACCUGAUUAACAUUCCUUUACCUGCUGCUCUGCCUGAAUGUGAACAGCCAUCCUGUGUUGAGUACUUCGACAGCAAAGUUGAGAGGGAGUCCGAUUUCUGCGACGUCUCCGAGGAGUCGGCCGGCUUCACUGGUCAGCGACUUAACAAGAAGAUGCAAGUGUAUUCUGGUGCUAAGACCGUGUUCCUCCCGGCCAUGUUGAGCUUGUACCAACAGUGUAUCCGCACGCUGCAGAACAAUAUCAACUUGCUUUAUGAAACUGGGGGCGUCCCGUUUGAAAUCCUCGAGCCAGUGUUGGAGAGGUGUACGCCAGAGCAGCUGCUACGCAUUGAAGAAUUCAACCCAAUCUACAUUGGAGUGACAGACCACAUAUGGGGUAAACACUGUCAGAGGAACUUCAAGGACUCCAGACUUCAAGAGUAUGAAUCGUGGAAAGAGAUGUAUAUCAGGCUGUCUGAGGAAAGGGAGAGGAAACUCCAGAGGUUGACAAAAAGUAUUGUGUCGGCAAAUUCUAAUAAACCCAAAGGCCGGCAGGUGAAGAUGGCAUUUAUUCACACUGUUGCCAAACCACCGAGAGAUGUGCGAAUUCAGCAGGAAAUUCAUGGAACUGCUGUUCAGCAGCCUCAUCAGCCCAAGUGCAGUGCCAGUGUCAAGGUUGAGGACAGCAGAUUGCGGCCAAGUUGUAAUGAGCCCAGCAGGUCGAGCGGCUCCAGUUCAGGGGGAAGCAAUGCACAAGACCCCCGCAAAAAAACAAGAGUUGCUCCAAUGAUGGCAAAGUCCUUAAAGGCAUUUAAGAAACAGUUGGGACGCAGAUAGAUGCCUCUUCUAUAAUCUUGCUAUUCACAGCGUGAGGACGUGGGAAAAGUGCACUCAGUCAUUGAUUAACUUUAGACUAUAUAGGACCUUGUGUUCACCUUAGAUUAUUAUGUGUUGUUUGUCUUAAUCUGCAGCUAUAUUUUUUUCUCUAUAACUGUGAAUUGUCUCCACUAUUAAAAGGACAAUGAAAUCA
Molecule: messenger RNA, 2474 nt
Organism: Scophthalmus maximus (turbot)
Lineage: Eukaryota; Metazoa; Chordata; Actinopteri; Pleuronectiformes; Scophthalmidae
Gene: eloal
Product: elongin A, like
Exons: 11
Coding region: 461-2281 (606 amino acids)
Biological process (GO): transcription elongation by RNA polymerase II
Cellular component (GO): elongin complex; nucleus
Source: RefSeq, a predicted model, not a curated record